Messenger RNA from Helicoverpa zea (corn earworm), 6428 nucleotides. RefSeq names its product carboxy-terminal domain RNA polymerase II polypeptide A small phosphatase 1 (gene hzg). The transcript is spliced from 5 exons. Gene Ontology annotation, molecular function: RNA polymerase II CTD heptapeptide repeat phosphatase activity. The coding region runs from base 124 to 1017 and encodes 297 amino acids. NCBI's taxonomy places the organism in Eukaryota, Metazoa, Arthropoda, Insecta, Lepidoptera, Noctuidae. The record is from RefSeq and is a predicted model, not a curated record.
UUGCCCAAUGCCCAGAGCCUGCCAUUUUGUAAGAUAGAAGGGAGAUAAAAAAUAGUUUUAUGGUGUUAAAAUUUUACAAAAACUCCGUUGCCAUUUGUCUUAGGGCCAAAAACAAAUGUUUAAAUGGACGCAUCGUCCAUUAUAACUCAGGUGUCACGGGAUGACGAGCAAUUAAACAAUUAUGGAUCCGACAGAGGGUCAUCCCCUGGCGGGCAGCAUAAUGAGGGGGAUGUCACGCCGGUUUCGGGGUCUGCCCCAAUGGGUAGUAAAAAGUCCAGCGGAGGCGGCGGGUUCCUGCGGUCCCUGCUGUGCUGCUGGCGCGGCGGGCGCGGCAAGGGCCCGCCCGGCAGCAAUGGCGCGAACAGCAUCGAAGGCCGGGCUUCGCCGCUCCCGCAGGAGCGCGGGCUCCUGGUCAUGGACCACGCCCCCCGGCCGCUGUUACCACCAGUGAGACAUCAGGACAUGCAUAAAAAGUGUAUGGUCAUUGAUCUUGACGAGACGUUAGUUCACAGCUCAUUCAAGCCGAUAAACAACGCAGACUUCGUGGUGCCUGUCGAGAUCGACGGCGCGGUCCACCAAGUGUACGUCCUAAAGCGACCGCAUGUCGACGAGUUUCUGCGACGCUGCGGCGAACUUUACGAGUGCGUGCUCUUCACCGCGUCGCUCGCUAAAUACGCCGACCCCGUGGCUGACCUUUUGGACAGAUGGGGCGUGUUCCGCGCUCGUCUAUUCCGCGACAGCUGCGUGUUCCACCGCGGCAACUACGUCAAGGACCUGAACAGCCUCGGACGCGACCUGCGGCGCGUCGUCAUCGUCGACAACUCGCCCGCCUCUUAUAUAUUCCAUCCGGAUAAUGCUGUACCUGUCGCGUCAUGGUUCGACGACAUGACAGAUUCAGAACUUUUGGACUUGAUACCGUUUUUCGAGAAACUCGCAAAGGUGGACAGUGUAUACACAGUGUUGCGGAACUCGAACCACCCGUACAACCCGACGGCACACAGCUCGCCCGGCACAUAGCGCGGCGCCCGCCACCCCUGCGGCCUGCCCGCGUCCCGGGCCCCGCGCCGGGCCCCCUGCGGCCUGGCCGCGCCCCGGGCCCCGCGCCGGGCCCCCGGGGCCCUGUGUGCUGGGCCCCGCCCGGCGUCCGCCGCCACCUUCCUCCAAACACUCAUCAAGAAAGGAGCGAACUUCGUCUUAAGUGCCAAUUUUGCCUUCUGGAUAGUGAGGACAUUAUUUCUACCUAUUUUACAUUUUAGGUAUUUCUUAGUGCGUAAGUGGUCUGUAUGAUGGAUUUGUGAUGAUAAUUCUUUAUUUAACAUUUCCACUCUCUGGUGAGCUUGCAAACGAAGUGUUCGUAUAUAUUUGGACGUAAUUCUAUCGAUAUUUCUCGGGCUGACUAACGUAAUGUUUAACGUGUAUUUUUAAAAUGCAAUCGUCGUUCAUUGAUUUCAUUUUCAUAACUAUUCGACAACUUAUAUCGUGCUUGGGAUCAAAUACAGAUAAGUUAGGAUAUGUUUACCUUCGUGGUUGCAGUUUAUUAUGUAUCGCUCAUUUCUGGUGUUUUGUCAGAAUUGAUAGGAAUCGAUAAAUACCUAGGACAGGUCGCAUCUCUAUGAUUUGCCUUCGACUUUGACUACAUAUAUAUGGAUGUUUAACUAUAAAUUGAUAGACUUGUAACAUAAUCACGAAUUCUAAAAUUCGACUGCAAUUUAAGCAUUAGUAUCCAGCACUAGUGAAAUGUGUAAAUAUUUUUAUAAGAGAGUAAUAAUGAUGGUCGCCGCUUGAAUCAUGGUUAGAGUUAAUGGUUAAUGUACAUACAUUUAUAUAAUAUAUGAUAAACAAUUGAAUUGUAAGAGAUUCGCUCGUGGCAGAACAAUAGCACUUAAGGUGAACAGCGUCGCACUCGCCGUGACUCGUGUUACAUUCGUACUCUUAAUAACAUUAAUAAAUAGGAUUAUAAUUAAUUAUUUUAUAAGAAUAUCGAGAGUUAUGAGAAUUAUUUAUUCAACAAAAUAUUAUUUUAUAAAAAAUGAAUUUACAUUUUGUAUCUAAUUUCUAAGUAAAAAUACUUAUUUACGUAUUAUUGUAAUGAUUUGUGAACUUUUGAAUAAAGGAUAGUCGAAAGUGAAGUGUCAAUUAUUAAGAAGUGAAGUAAUACGGGUCACUUGAAGGUUUGUGCACAUUAGACGGCGUAUUGAAUUAUCCCACAUUUCAUGUAACAUAUUAUUAACUUUAGUGUGUACAUACCUUUGUGUUUUACGGUAAAACUCCCCCCUAAGUAGUUAUUGCAUUGGUGACAAUAAGGAGUCAAUCGCGACAGUGUCAUAUGAGUGUUUUUUUUUUAAAUAAUUAAUUAUGAAUUAAAUACUUUUAAUUGUAUGUUACACACGGGUGAACGUAGUAUCAGAUCAACUUGGCAUCUAAACAUAUUCAUUAUGUUGUUUCUGCUCCUGCGUAGAUUGUGACGUCACUGGCAAAAAUCUAAAUAUUAUGCCCGAUACUAUAAAUUUUAGCAACUCUAGAUCAAACAUAAGAACAUGUAUUCUAUCCUUCUUUGGGCAUUUGAUUGUCACAAUUCCUACACGAGUAGAACUCAACGCGUGCUUAAAAAUAUUAUAAUAAAAUUCAUCAUCUCAGUAUUAAUCUAGCUUUGUAGUAUUUGAUGCCAUUUUUUACAAAAAAUAAAAUAAAAACUUAAAUGAUAUAUAUGAAUUUUAACGAAAUAUUUUUAUGAUGGCAAUAUUUUUGUAUGGUAAAUUAUUCGGUAUCAAGUAUUACCAACGUCAUGUUCCGACUGCAUACGAGGUUGAAGCGAUAUUAUACAUAGAACGUGUACAACGGACGAGGGAUUAUUAACGUAAUUAACAAAAAUGUUUAUUGGAUAUGGAAACCUUUUUUUUUUAGUCCAAAUUUAGCAUUUAUUGUAUCGGGAAAUCGGCGUUUUAAUGCAUUUGUUUUGCGUUGAAGCGAAACGUCCGGGACAAGUCGGUGAAGCUCAAUAUUUCCGUCUACCUUUAAUAUCGUAAAUAAUAUAAUCGUAUAUCUCCUUGCUUCAAAAUGCGGUCGCAACAUUAAAAUUUCAAAAUUUUCUAUCUGACGUACGUAAGAAUUGAUUAAAUUAGGUAAUACUAAAUGGUGCUUUCAGUAUUAGUUGAUUAAGCAGCUCGAAAUUAUUGUCUGUUAAGUAAACUACGCACAUUCGGUUUAUACUAUUGGUAUAUAAAAAUUUACAUACUGAGAAACACAAUUGGUUGACAAAAACUUGAACUUUGAAUAAAAACUCCUUGGCAUAUUCACGCCAUGUAUUUAUUUGUUUUAAUUGCUUAGCAAAAAGGUUUCAUUGUUUUUGUAUUAUCUUUUGAUGUCGAACUAUUAUUGUUUGUAGGAGCUUGUAAAUAAGAUUUUUAUUAACUUAACUGAUAAAAUUGAAGUUUUUUUUUAAGGUAUCAAUGUAGUUGAUCACUUUUCUCUUAAUAUACGCGUUAGUUUGUUAUUUAGUGACUACACACACAGGUGUAUGUAUGCCUGUAGCGACAUCAGUAAUUUCAGUAGGUGGUUGGGUGAGGAAGGAGUUAGGUAAUUACCACAAAGGAUAUUGACGAAUAUCACAAGAAGACAAGAAGAAAUAGUCGUAAACUGCAAGUAAAUCUUCCUUCUCGUUCUCUUCUGUUCACCAGCCACCUACAAUAUACCACAUACAUUUAGGUAUAUAUACGCUUAUUGCUAGGUGUAUCCUUGAUAUCAGCAGAUUCACUGUUCGCUUGUAAUCCACGUUGCAGAGGCCAUAUAAGUUAGACAAUUAUAGUCCUCCGAAGCCAAUCACUACGUAAAAAACUUCCACUAUUUGAAAUAACGGACGCACAUUCUAUUCUUGACAAGUUCAAAGGCGGGACAUAGACAUUCGAGGUUCAUUAGUGAAAUAAUUCAGUUUAUUAUAUCAGAGAGUAUUAUUGGUGAUAAACGGACUGUUUCGAUAGAAAUCUAGUGAUGAUCGAUCGUGUUUUUGACGUAAAAAAUGUAAUUAGAUUGUACUAAAUGUGCGCCCGUUUAGGCUGUGUGCACAUUAUUGAAAAUUAUUUAGUCUUAAACCUACAUUCGAUAAGUAAAUGCAAAUUUUAAUAUUCUAAAUGCUCCUGCGACUGAUUUGUACGACAUUUUUCAUAAAUGUGGACGCGGCUUUACAUUGUUCGCCAUGUGGAUUACAAUGAUAAACACAAAAUAUCGUCAGUCGUCACGACGUCACCAUAGACCCACGUAGACAGCAUUUAUUUGUAAGCAUUAACAUAGACGUAGGAUGUUAUAGUAAUAUAUACGUUGAUUUCUAUAGACUUAAGCAUUCUGUUGUUUUAAAUGACGCGUUUUCUUAUAAAUGUAUUUAGCUUGAUAGGAACCACCUCCCUGUGACCAUCUUAUUUAACUACUAUCGAUUUUAAUAUUAUCGUAUUUUUUUAUCGUCCAACAAUGUUAUUUAGGAGAAUAAUUGUUAACGUUUAUUUAAAAAUGCAUGCAAUAAAAUUCGAUUGAUAUUUUGCUAUUAAUAAAUAUCGUAUUUUUAAUAAUGGGUAUAAAAUAAUAAAAGUAAUACUUUAUGUCUAACAUUAUAGCGAGAAUUUGUUUCGUUGUUGUAUCAUUAAUUUGGAUUUUUUAUGUAAUUUAACAUUGCUAUGUAUAAGGACUUAUGAAAUUGAAAUGUAUAUGCAAUAACUUGUUUUUUUCUUGUAAUUUUUCUGAAUGAGCUUAUUUGUUGAAGUAAUUGUUUGAGAUUGUUUCUAUCGGUGCUUUUAAUGAGUAUUUGAUGUAAGUGAUACUCGGUUUUUACCGCAAUAGUUUAUUUCUACAAUAAGUUAUCGAUCCCCAACCCAAUACUGUUGGUUAUGGUAAUUAUCACAUGGAUAAUGGUAAGGUGAAGGCCGAGUGUCAUUUAUAUUUAAGUCGAAUUGUAAGAAGUUGAACAGCUGGUCAUUAUUUUCAAAUGGAUGCAAUUUGUGUCGCAUUACGUUCCGCAAUACCCAAGAUAACGAUUAAUAUUUUAAGGUGAUAGAUACCUAUUGUGAUCACGCGACAAGAAUUGCAAAGCAGAAUUUAUUUUAUUACACACACCUUUAAUUGCUUGUAAACAAAGUACAAAAUACAUUGCUGGUUUUAACGUUACGAACAAAUCUACGAGUCAGUUAUUACGAUUCUUUAAGUAAGGUUGUGCUUAUGCUGUACCACAUAUCUUUUGUAUUUGAGUCGAUCGGUCAUCAAUCUUGCCUCUAGAAAGUAAAUUAUGUAAAAAUACUCUCGAAUUUUAUAUACACUUGAUAAAAACAAUAGCUACCCACCUGUCACUGCCUUAAACUAUGAGAUUGCCCCAAAAUUUAAUCUAUACCUGGAGCGGUAUAUCGAGUUUAUAUUACAUGGAAUAUUUAUAUGUAUAAUGUAAUUGAUAAAUUGUAUGCAAUAUUAGAUUUCCUCGUAUCGUGUAAAAAAAUAUGUAUUAAACUUUUUUACGCGAGGCUUGCGUAUCUCUCUAAAUUAUUAUUGUGACUUGCAAUGAAGGAAUACAAAGGAUCGGUAUUGUAGUCAUUUUUCUACAAAAUAUACGUUCUUUUAACGCAUCACAUCACGCCUCUAUUGAUCUCUUUACCGCCUCGCUGCGCAAAUAAAAUUGUCACCCAGACACCUGAUAAAAUUUUAAUACUCAAUGUCUUUAGUUUUAAUAUUAUUUCUUAAAAAGCUCUGAUCGAAGCUGACGGCGCGUCCGUGGCGGUGAAAAGAUUUACGCCUAGCAAUAUUUUUGUUGCAAAAUAUCUAUGCAGUGGCUGUUUCCCAUGAAGCAUAUUUAUGUGAAAGUUUGUAUUUUAGCCUCGCUUAAAAACGUUACUAUGUCAAUUUACCGCUCUUCCCCAUAAAGACGUGUAUACUUGUGUAUUAAAGAUUUUAUAAUAUAUCCCAGAAUAUGCUUAACGGAUGUAACUUCCAGCUUAUAUAAAAUAAACAGUGCAAUAUUCUUUCUUUAAAAAAUAUACAUAAAAUGUAUUCUGGACUUUAAAGCUUUACAUUUAAGAUUCAAUUUCACGUAACAAUGAAUUUUAACAAUAAAUAGAAGUUGGCAUAUUGUAGAUAUAUUGUACAGCAUUACGGGGACUCGUUUUAUAGAAAUACAAGACGGUUGUAAUUCUGGUGUGUUAUGUAUUUUUAUAAAGUUGCGUCCGUAUCGGUAUUGUGAACAUUUUGUACCUAUCAGACUAGGCACGUGAGAGGACUAUAAUUAUAUUUAUGUAAUAAUAGCCAUGAAAAUAAUAGGGGGAGACACGAGAGUAGCUAGGUAACAUUUACCUGAGACGAAAUUUAUAUAAUGGUGUACAUUUUUGAUAUGACGUUGUACAAAAGAGACAUUUGGUAUGUUAUUUUAUAGGAAUGAAAUAAAUAGCCUUAAUAAACAA